UCUGUGUAUCUUGUGCUCAGUUGUAGCUACGGCAAUUCUAGUGGCAUAAGCUUUUAAUGGAUCUGUUCAUCCUGUAUUUAGUUUUAUAUUAGCUUGAUUCUCCAAUUGUAACGGAUAUGAAGUGCUGCAGAAGACGUGAAAAGUGUGAUGAGGCAGCUGAAGAUAACAUCGAAUCAGAGAAUGACCUUUUGUAUUCGGUGGACGAAACACCACCAUGGCAUUUAUGUAUGCUAUUGAGUCUCCAGCAAUACCUUAUGACGAUAAGUGGUGUUAUAAUGCUUCCACUAUUGGUGAUGAACGUCAUCUGCUUCGACGACAGUCCAGCAGCGAACCUUGCGCGAACAAAAGUUCUGGGCACAGUUUUAGUUGUUUGCGGAAUAUCUACGCUAUUACAAACAACUCUUGGAUUGAGACUUCCAACAUUUCAAGGUAUUACAAUCGCGUACUUCAUCCCAACCGUGAUAAUCAUGGGAACUGAUAAAUGGAAGUGUCCGGCACCUAUUAACUUUAACUUAUCUUCUUUGCCUGCUAAUUUGUCAGUAUUUUCAGUGGAUACUAACUCAUCUUCGAGUCAGCAUCUCACAGAUCAUUCUUCUAACAUGACGUUAGAAAUCGACACGAAUUAUUAUCAUUAUUAUAUUGAUAACGAUGGUGAAUUUGUAGACAGCAACGAACUGUGGGCGAAACGUAUACGAGAGGUUCAAGGGGCAAUCAUAAUAAGUUCUCUUAUACAAAUAUUCAUCGGGUUCAGUGGAUUUAUUGGAUUCGUCAUGCAAUAUAUUGGACCUCUCACCAUCACACCCAUCUUGGUAUUAGUGACGAUAUCACUCAAGGAGAUCACUGCCGCUCAAGCCAGAACACAAUGGGGAAUUGCUCUUCUAUUCGUGGCAAUUUUUAUUCUCUGCAACAUUAUUUUAAAGAAAAUCACUAUUCCAUUUCCAUUGAUGCAUCCACACAAAAAAACUUUAACAACAAUGAAAAUACCCAUUUUUGAAAUGUUUCCGAUUCUGAUUGCAGUAGUGACAACAUGGUUACUUUGUUACAUUAUUACUGUUGCUGGUGGAUUUCCAGAUGAUCCUACAGUCCCAGCUUACCAAGCAAGAACUGACACAAAACCUGGAGUAGUUUCAAAUAGUCCAUGGUUCCGGCUACCAUAUCCUUUCCAAUGGGGUACUCCAACAUUCAGUGUGAUUGCCGUAUUUGGAAUGUUUUCGGCGAUUUUUCCAGGAAUAUUUGAGUCACUUGGAGUAUAUAUGACAUGUAGUGAAAUGUGUCGCCAGCCUCCCCCACCGAAACAUGCAAUUAACCGGGCAGUUUUAAUGGAAGGAUUUGGUAUGUUUUUCGCUGGACUUUUUGGAAACGGAAAUUCCACAACAUCUUUUAUGGACAGCGCAAUUGCAGUUGGAAUUUCAAGAGUUGCUAGCAGAAGAGUACUGCAAGGAACUGGGUGCAUAUUGAUAUUCACUGGUCUGUUCACGAAAUUUUGCAGUUUGUUUGUUUCUUUACCAAGUCCAGUGAUCGGCGGUGUUCUACUUUCUGUUCUGGGCAUGAUAGCAUCAGUUUCUAUAGCUAUGUUGAGAACAGUAGAUUUGAAAAGUAUAAGGAAUUUGUUUGUAUUGGGUUUCAGCAUAUUCUUUGGACUGGUCGUUUCGGUUUACGCCGCUGAUGGAAUUGAGGAUAUUGACGUCGGCGUUCCAGAAAUAAAUAAUGUGAUCGCGAUUUUCCUUCAAAUACCGAUGUUUAUUGGGGGCGCUGUGGCGCUAGCUUUGGAUAACCUGUUGCCAGGCUCUAGAGAAUCACGAGGGUUAUUUCAUGACCAAAUAUCUUCAGAAACUAAAGAAAUGGAGGCUUAUGAUCCUCCAUGUUGUGUUGGUGUAAAAGGUUUGAGAUUGCUGCCGUUAUGUCCUGAUUUUGUUGAACCGACGGUGGAAGAAUAUGGACUAGAAGAGGAAGCUCAAAAUUUUGUGACACCUACUUAGGAUAAAACAAUAUCAUCAAUUCAUUAAUUAGGAUGAAGGAAAUAGAUCAGGCGCCUACAAGGAUCAUCAGAAUAGGAAUAAAGAUUGCUUGCGCUUUAGAACUUUUCAUUCAAUUGUUUUGGUUUUCUUUUCUGAAAAUCUAGAUUGUAUCACCAGCCAUGAUGGUUUCCAAUUCAAAAAUAUAUAUCAAAUAUAUAUAUCUAUAAACAGAAA
Molecule: messenger RNA, 2192 nt
Organism: Styela clava
Lineage: Eukaryota; Metazoa; Chordata; Ascidiacea; Stolidobranchia; Styelidae
Product: solute carrier family 23 member 1-like
Biological process (GO): transmembrane transport
Cellular component (GO): membrane
Molecular function (GO): transmembrane transporter activity
Source: RefSeq, a predicted model, not a curated record